UGGUGGGGGGGGAACAUCGAAAAAAAAAAAAAAAACACACAGUUACAGCGUUUUAGGAUUUGCACCGCUAUUCCACCACAAACCAGCCCGGUGUGGUUAUCACCGGCCGCGGUUACAUCCACAGAAUCCGCGGAGAGAAAAAAAAAAAAGUCGCCCGCCGCGUCUUCGCUCCAGUUUUUCCGCGCCUGGUUCAUUUGGAUGACAACCCGACGCUCGGCUUGUUUGCUGCAGGUGUUGGACCAAUCCGGAUACUUCAUCUCAUUAAAACUACUAUUCUUGUAAUUGCACAUUUAUCUGACAUAGCAAGCCGUUUUUCCUGCAAGAAAACAUGCCGAGGUCCAACAGGCAAAGAGAAUACAAACCUGGAGAUCUUGUGUUUGCUAAAAUGAAGGGGUAUCCACACUGGCCUGCGAGGAUUGACGAGUUACCUGAAGGAGCCGUGAAGUCGCCCUCAAACAAGUACCAGGUCUUCUUUUUUGGAACGCAUGAGACGGCAUUCCUGGGGGCCAAGGAUUUGUUCCCGUAUGAUGAACACAAGGAAAAGUUUGGAAAAGCAAACAAGAGGAAAGGCUUCGCUGAGGGACUCUGGGAGAUCGAGAACAAUCCCACUGUCACGCAUGAAGCCUACGAGUCAUCAAAGAAGGAAAAUGCAUCAGAAGGAGCAGGGGAUACAGCUAGUUCAGAGAAAGCAGAUGCUGAAGGCAGCAGUGACGAGGAUGAGGGUGCCCUGGUCAUCGAUGAGAAGAACGAGAGGGGAGGAACUAAACGAAAAGCAGAGGAGUCUACAGAGGCAUCUCCCAAGCGGCCGAAGGACACAGAGGCGGAAGGUGACUCUAAAGUAGACGGCAACAAGUCAAACUCGGAGGCCAAGGUCAAUGAUGUGGCUGGACCCAAGGCAACUGCUCUCUCCUCACAGAGUGAGUCGAAAGCAGAGGCCCAGGAAAACGCUUCAGCAGGAGGCCAGCUAACAGCAGAUAAGCCUGCGACAGACAGCGCUUAACAUCAACUCACCGAAGAAAACCAAGAACCUUUGAUGCUUUUCUCUGGAACUCAAGCAUCAACAUAAUUUACCUGCAGGAUGCCAGAUUUCAGCUGUUUAAUUAAUAGGAGAAUUUUAAAAACCUAAGUGUUUGUAUUGAGAGACAAACAAAUCCUCAUUUGCCAUUUUUGGGAUAUCAUAUAUCCCAGAAACAAAAAAUGUUUGCUAAUCUGAUUUCAAACAAUUGAAAUGAGCACUUUACGGCUCAUUGAUAAAUGGGAUUUUGGUGUGUAUAUAUUUUUUAUUUCUAAGUGCAAUUACAUAAUUACAAAGACUGAAUGCUAGGUGUCAAAAACAUUUUUCAGUUUAGAGGGAAUAAACACUGAAUAUAUAGUAAAUAAAAAGGAGAACAUUUAAACCACAAAAAAGAUAAAUACUCUCAUUUGAUGGUUUUAAAACUUCGAUAUUGUACAGGAAUAAGAACAAAUUUUUCACCCACGCUCUCAGCUUUAGUUCAUAAAAUCAAUGUUUUACUUCCAUUUGUUUCACCUAGCUUCUCAGCAUCAUCUUGAAUCAUAUAUUCAGCCAUUGGAUACAUGAUGAGUUGCACUUUUCAGAAUUUGUUUCCUGCCCCAUUGUUGUCUAGUUCACUGUAUGACGUUUUUAUGCAACACAGGUUUUGUUGCUUUGGUGUAGUGUAUGCUUCAUUGCAGGUGACCAAAUUAUGUGAUUAGUUUCUCCAGGUUGAACAUGUAAAGCCCAUUUGAGAAGAGCUAUUUUAGGAUUCAAAGAAGUCACUUUGUAAACCCCUGUGUAACUUUCUUUUGCUGAUGAUUGUACAUUAUUGAAAGCAGAAAGACAUUCCUGAAUGUUGAUGUGUCAGCUCGGUCUUGAACCUUUUCAAGUCUAGGUGGAGCUGUAGCGUUUGUUGGAGGGGGGGUGAAAGUUCCUUAUCGCCACUUUUUUUUCUGGAGAAAUGAUCUGGCAAACCUUUCCAAAUGAGUCAACUCAACUCUCAAGUUCACGCUAUGUUGUCUUAUUUAGCUCACAUUAACGCUGCCGUUGCUUCACACUGGAGAUGUAAUCGUAAAUUGCCUUCAGUAAUUGGUUGUUUUUUCAGCUCUAAAAUGUAUUGCUGACACUGCUAAUGCCAACAUACGAUCAACACAAUGACAUGAGAAGAAUCUACAGAAUCGGGUUUUUUUGUUUCCAACCCUCUUAACUGGAAUUUGAGUCUUAUUAUUUUGGAUGUGAAAAGAAGUUGUGAUGUUAUAAAAAUGUUUUAUUUCAACAUUCGUUAAGAAAACAUGUUUGAAAUGUGAUGUUAUUUUCCACUCUAGGUAAAUUUUAAGCGUCAAGUUUUUACAAAUGAUAGACCUGCUCAUCAUGUUACUUGGAUGUCUUUGGCAUCGCUUUGGUGUUCUUUCCUGUAUUCAGCAACAUGAGCCCACAGUUAACCAAACAAUGAAUCUAAGGGAAAGCUUUAAAAGUGCAAAUAACAAUAACUGCUGUGUCUGAGAUGGCUUACAUCCACCUCCACCACACCACUGACUUCAAACUAUAAAAGGCUCAACGUUUCCCACUCAAAGCUGGAGUUAAUUCCAUCAAUAUAAUUUGGCAUUGAAGUGUAAUUCUUGGUUUAGCUUUCUCUGUUACUUUUUGGAAGAUGUCAUUUAUUUUAAUCUGCUGCUUAGUUUACUGUUGUAGUUGCCAGUCCAUUUAAUAAACAUGUUGAUUACAACAAA
Molecule: messenger RNA, 2724 nt
Organism: Larimichthys crocea (large yellow croaker)
Lineage: Eukaryota; Metazoa; Chordata; Actinopteri; Sciaenidae
Product: heparin binding growth factor
Exons: 6
Coding region: 329-1000 (223 amino acids)
Source: RefSeq, a predicted model, not a curated record